CUCGUGGUCCGUGAAGGGAGAAAAAGGCGCAAUUGUACAAACUUGCAUCAUUUAUAAAGCAGGUUUUAAAAUUUAUUUCCGCUUCACUGACUUGAUUUUGAUUCAACACCUGCUACUGUUUGUACAUUUUAGGAAAAAAAAUUGACAUUUUUCUUUAAUUGCAUCUUUUAAUUGUAAACAACACUGCGUCUUGAGGUUAUACGCGAAUAAAUAUAAAAACGCAAUUUUGAUUUUUUCAUUUUUAAUUCGUGACUUUUAAUUCUACUUUGACACAUAUCGAAAUAUAUAUAUAUAAAUAUAUAGUUUCGGAAACAAUGAAUUUAGAAAUAAAUACUAAUGGUAAAUUUGAAAAUGAUAUUAACAGCCAAAAUGAAAAAAUUUCAUUUGCUCAAAAGAGAAAUGCAUCGACAGGUAAAUUUGACGAAUUAAAUCAACCGGAAGGAAGAGUUUUGGUACUUUAUACCGGAGGCACUAUUGGAAUGAUAAGAAAUGAAACUGGAGCCUUAGCACCAGUUGCAAAUGCAUUUGUCAAUAAUUUAAGACGAUAUCCUCACAUGCAUGAUAAAGAAUAUGCAGACGAAAGAUUUGGUUCAUUGGGUCCUUUAGUCUUACCAAUUUCUUCUGAACAUAAACGACGAGUAAUUUAUAAUGUCAUUGAAUAUUCGCCACUUUGCGAUUCCAGUGAUAUGACAAUGGACGAUUGGAUUCGUAUUGCUAAGGAUAUUAAAGAAUAUUAUGAAUUUUUCGAUGGUUUCGUCGUUCUUCAUGGCACUGAUACAAUGAGCUAUACGGCUUCAGCUUUAUCAUUUAUGUUGGAAGCGCUUGGAAAAAUAAUUGUCAUAACUGGAUCGCAAUUGCCAAUUUUUGAUUCGCGAAGCGAUGGACUUGAUAAUUUUCUCUCGUCCCUUGUAAUUGCGGCAAAUUAUAAUAUUCCUGAGGUUUGUAUUUUUUUUGGUACACGACUAUUGCGCGGAAAUCGCACGAGUAAACUGUCAACGCAAGCUUUUGAUGCUUUCAAUUCUCUGAAUUCUCCACCUCUCGCCGUCACUGGUAUUCGAGUGGAAGUGGAUUAUCCAUCUAUUUUUCGCUCUGGUGCUUUGGAGAAAUUUCACGUUCACACAAAUUUAAGUCGUAAUGUUGGCUUGUUGAGACUUUUUCCAAGCAUCACUGGUGAAUUGGUGAAAGCUUUUUUGCGACCUCCAACUGAGGGAGUUGUAUUGCAAAGUUAUGGAGCUGGAAAUAUUCCAAGUAAUCGACAUGAUAUUAUUACGGCAAUUAAAGAAGCGACAACGCGCGGUGUUAUUAUUGUUAAUAUUACACAAUGCGCAACUGGUAGUGUUGACAAUAUUUAUGAGGCUGGACAAAUUCUCGUCGAUGCUGGUGUAAUUUCCGGCUAUGAUAUGACACCGGAAGCGGCAUUAACGAAACUGUCGUAUGUAUUAUCGAAAAAAGAAUGGGAAACUGAAAUGAAACGAACAAUGAUGCAGACUAAUUUACGAGGUGAAUUAACUGGAGGUAGACCUCCGAAAAAACAUGAUCCAGAUCUUAUUGAAGCUGUUGCACAUUCUCUUCAUGCGAGUUCGCCAAAAGAGCGUACUCAAUUGGUUUCAAUUUUAUUUCCUGCGAUGUUGUCUGCCGCUGUUGUCGCUCGUGAUCUUGUCAAAUUGGAGUCUUUAAAAGAAUACGGGGCUGAUAUUUCGCAAACAAACGCUGAUGGUCGCACAGCUUUGCAUGUUGCUUGCUGUGAAGGUGAUGUUCACGUUGUUCGUCGUCUUUUGCAAAUGGGAGCAAUUGUUCAUGCAAAAGAUCGAUUCAAUCGAACUCCAUUGAUUGACGCCAUUGAAUAUGAUCAUCACGAGAUAAUUCGAUUAUUACGUCAAUGUGGUGCGCAUCUUCACGAACGACCAAAAGUCCUCGGUGAAAAAUUAUGUACAGCGGCGGCAGUUGGAAAUAUUACUCGAUUAAUUUCCUAUUUAUUGGCCGGUGGAAAUCUCUCAGAAGCUGAUAUUUCUGGACGUACGGCUCUACAUCUUGCAGUAUUACACAAUCAUACAGCUUGUAUUAAAUUUCUCAUGAAAAAUAAAGUGGAUUUAACGAAAAAGGACGCAAUGGGACAAACACCUGUUAAUGUCGCCGAACUAGCAAAAUCUCUCGACUCAUUGAAAUUAAUGACGGAAUCAAGUAUUUUUAAUAAUUUAUCACUUGACAAUUAACGAUUUUAUUUAUCUAGAAUUGGAAAUUAUUUUUAAUUUCAAAUAAUCAAUUACAUGAGAAAUAAAUUUCACAGCAAUUUAACUUAAAUAAUAACUAUUAUUAUUGA
Molecule: messenger RNA, 2320 nt
Organism: Leptopilina boulardi
Lineage: Eukaryota; Metazoa; Arthropoda; Insecta; Hymenoptera; Figitidae
Product: L-asparaginase 1
Exons: 9
Coding region: 315-2213 (632 amino acids)
Biological process (GO): amino acid metabolic process
Molecular function (GO): protein binding; asparaginase activity
Source: RefSeq, a predicted model, not a curated record